AUGGAGGCCAAGGGCACGGACGACAGGGAUGGCGGCCGCGGGCGGCCUUGGAGCAACCUCGGAUUCAGCCCCUACAGCAUCGCGAUCGGCAGCUCCUCCUCAUCAGAAGGUACCAUAGCCUCGACUGGCUACACAUUUACCGGCUCUCACGUCUCCUCCAUCUCUACGGAGGCGUCCAUGGCCAUGUACUUGCCCUUCGACUAUUACGUGUGCCCUGAACAAAUGGAGAUGAAGAGGAAGCACAUGAACAGCAUGGUCCAGGAGUUCUUUGGUGCGCCACUUCCUCAAAGAAAUUCUAAGACGAACUUGCUCAAAAGGAAGUUACUGGGUGCCCAAUCGGCGAACCGCGGCAUCCUCGAGAGGUGGCUCGCGGAGCUGGGCGUCGACUGGGUUCUCCACCUAGCUGAUGAUGGUGGUGCAGCAGUGACGCUGGAGCAUAUCAUCCGUCCACCACAUACACAGAGCUGGAUCCGGGCUCUCGCUGAAAUCACGGAGACCAUCCGCCUGGCGUUGGCGUCGCUCUUCCCGGUCCCGGAUCGCGGCUCCCUGCUAGGCCUGCCCAGCAUUUCUGAGGACAAAGCAGAAGAACCUGAGGCCGAGGUCAGUGGGAGCAAAGCUAGAGCUAGUCCUCCGGAUCAAUUCCAGUAUGCACAGUUUAUCCAUGAAACCAUGUCGGAAAUGCUCGUUUUUGUUGACGUCAUAGUUGCUCCGAAUGCUAAGGCCGCCGCCGCUAUGGAUCGGGGAGGGACGCAACAGCAACAAUACGGUCAGCUCAGCACCCUGCUGCGUGUGCACGAUGCUCUGUCCAGGGCCUUAGCCAAGAUCCGGCUGUCAUUCCAUUCGUCCUCCACUGCUGCACAAGUUCAGAGGAUACAGGGCAAGACCGUCGGCCUCUUGUCAGCUAGGGAGGCCAAGGUGGGUGAGGCCACAUGGAGCACAUUGGAGCAUAUUAGGACCCGUGUCCUGGAGUCGAUAGAGGACGGCGUCGUCGACUCUUCAGAUUCUCAAAUCAGCAUUCACAUGGCCACUCGGUCCGUUACCAGGCACAUCAGCUUCCUGCGCUCUCAUUACUCGCCAGUGAAUGCAAUCCUAUCCGAGGCAGCCAGCCUUGGUAAGUAUGUGCCACAGAUUGGAGUAGUUGGAGACCUAUUUCCUUUGAACAGCAUGAUCGUGGAGUUGGCGUCCUGCCUAGAAGAAAAGCUUGUCAACAUAUCCAAAUCUUUUCCAGAUCAAGCCGUCGGGUUCUUAUUCUUGCUCAACAACUUAAACUUCAUACGGGAGAGGCUCCUCUUCUUAUUCUUGCUCAACAACUCAGACUUCAUACGUGGCAGCCCUCAAACGUACUCUUCUCUCGACGUCCAUGUGGCGGCUCUCUUUGACAAAGUUGAGGGCUACAUUGAGAGCUAUCUGCUAGUAUCUUGGGCACCGGUAUUGUCAUGCUUGUUCAAUCCUACACCUCUUUGCUUCGGGAAACGACAUUAUUCCCCACUGCCUAAGUUCGAGUCUGAAUUUCAGAAAACAUACACCACCCAAAAGCUUUGGAAGGUCCCAGAUCCUCAACUCAGGAAAAUGCUGCGGGAAGCUAUCAUUGAGAAAAUCACUCCAGUCUACAGAAAAUACAUAGAGGAUAACAAUGUUACCGUCCCAAAAUUUACUCCCCAGGAGCUACAAGAGAUGCUGCAAGAGCUAUUCGAAGGGUGAUGAACAUAUACAUAUAUAGUGCACCACCAGGAAUAGUCCACCCUAGUUUUUGGAAUAAAAUAAUGCUGCUGCUGCUGCUGCUUCAAAUGACUUGGCGUACAUCUGAAAGCUAUUUCUGAAGCAGAGCAACAGCUGAAGCAUUAUCAUACGUCAGUUCGAUAUUUAUAUAUUUUAUUUUUAUGUUUGAUAAAACAAAUAUGGAACAGCACUAAGCUCUUUGUACCUGCUGCCAUUUGGGCCUGUAUUAGCAUUAUUAGUGCUAGUUAUAUGCUCUACUUCAGUUCAAACAGCUUGUAUUAGCAUUAGUGAUAGUUAUAUGCUCUGCUUCCAUUUGUGUUCA
Molecule: messenger RNA, 2041 nt
Organism: Panicum hallii
Lineage: Eukaryota; Viridiplantae; Streptophyta; Magnoliopsida; Poales; Poaceae
Product: exocyst complex component EXO70A1-like
Exons: 1
Coding region: 1-1701 (566 amino acids)
Biological process (GO): exocytosis
Cellular component (GO): exocyst
Molecular function (GO): phosphatidylinositol-4,5-bisphosphate binding
Source: RefSeq, a predicted model, not a curated record